Messenger RNA from Salvelinus sp. IW2-2015, 4265 nucleotides. Lineage: Eukaryota; Metazoa; Chordata; Actinopteri; Salmoniformes; Salmonidae. The record is from RefSeq and is a predicted model, not a curated record.
CUAGAAGCCACCACUGCUGAGCCCAAACUACAGCACACUGCUACUGGAGGAGGACAAUGGGGUGCUGUAUGUAGGGGCCAGGGGGGCUCUCUACGCCCUGGACACCACCAACAUCUCUACACCUGGCAAUCUCACGAUUGAUUGGGAAGCUUCGGCAGAGCAGAAGAAGCAGUGUCUCAACAAAGGAAAAGACAAUCAGACAGAUUGUUACAAUCACAUCCGCUUCCUGCAGAGGUACAAUGAGACUCACCUGUACGUCUGUGGCACGCACGCCUUCAGGCCCCUCUGUGCUUACAUAGAUGUGGAACGCUUCAGUUUCUCCUCUGGCUUCGAAGAGGGCAGGGACAGGUGUCCCUGCGACCCAGCCAAGGGCUACACUGGCCUCCUUGUGGACGGUGAGAUGUUCUCAGCCUCCCAGUAUGAGUUCCGCAGCUCUCCGGAUGUCCGUCGGAACUUCCCUUUCCCCACUCUGAGGACAGAGGAGGCCCCCACCAGAUGGCUGCUGGAGGCGGACUUUGUGGGCUCGGCGCUGCUGAAGGAGAGUGUCAACAGCUCAGUGGGCGACGACGACAAGAUCUACUUCUUCUUCACGGAGAGGAACCAGGAGCAGAUGGCCUACCCCAGCCAGACCAGGGUGGCACGGGUGGCCCGCAUCUGCAAGGGUGACUGGGGGGGCCAGAGGACCUUGCAGAGGAAGUGGACGUCCUUCCUGAAGGCUAGACUGGUGUGCUCCGUUCCUGACUACGAGCUCCACCUCAAUGUGCUGCGUAGCGUCUUUGUACUGGAGGGCCCGGAUGUACACAGCACCGUCUUCUACGGGAUCUUUGGCCUGGAAUGGAAAAAUAUCAAGGCAUCUGCGGUGUGCCAGUACUCCUUCACAGAUAUUCAGAGGGCCUUCGAGGGGCCUUACAUGGAGGUGCAGGAUUCCAAAUGGAGGGAAUAUACAGGGAAGGUUCCAGUACCAAGGCCUGGCUCUUGUAUUACAGACAUGCACAGGUCCCAGGGCAUCAACUCGUCCCGUGACCUCCCAGACAACGUGUUAGCCUUUGCGAGGCAGCACCCCCUGAUGUCCACCCAGGUCCACCCCAUAGGAGAGCACCCCCUACUGUUCAAGAGAAGUGUKAAUUACGUAAAGAUGGCCGUGCACAGGGUGGCAGCCCUGGACGGACACGUCUACACAGUGCUCUUCUUGGGAACUGAUGAGGGUUGGCUGCACAGGGCUGUGGAGAUAGGAGGUCAAAUGCACAUCAUAGAGGAGCUGCAGCUGUUUGUGAACCCUCAGCCAAUAGACAACAUGGUCAUCUCGCAGGCACAGGGAAGUGUCUAUGUGGGCUCAAACUCUGCAGUGCUCCAGGUCCCCUUGUCCUCUUGCCAGCGCUACACGUCUUGUUUCGACUGUGUUUUCGCCCGGGACCCCUUCUGUGGCUGGGACGGGGCGCUGUGUGUGAAAAUUUCCUCACGCACAAACAGGUGGACCCUGCUUUCUCGCUCUCUCUUGUUCUCUCUCUCCUAUCUCUUUCUUUCGCUCUUUCUCUCUCCCUCACCCUCUKUCUCCCUCUCAGUAGUCUACCGCAGGCGUACGGUGAUGUCUGGGGACGAUGUCCUCCUCCAUUGCGAUCUGCGCUCCAACCUGGCCACUCCACGCUGGACCCUGGAUGGCCGUCAGCUCCAGGGCUAUGGCCUCGACUCGGGCCAUCGUGURGGCACCGACGGCCUGCUCCUCAUCUGCGCCCGGCCCGACCAGAGCGGAGACUAUCGCUGCUACGCCGUGGAGAACGACGUGUGGGUGCCAGUGAGGAUGUACACCGUGAAGGUGCACCCUGACCUGCCUUUCCCUGUGGGGUCAACAGCCGUGACGGACACUUUAUCAACCACCACCACUACCGCCCCACCGAGCCCUUCCCUUCCCCCCAGCAGCCCCACCGAGCAGCCCCUUCCCUCCCUGCUGGCUCCCCUCCCCCCUGGACCCGAGUUCCAGACCUACAGGCACAUGGAGGCCAUGUAUAUCUCCCUGGUGGCCGUGCUGGGCGGGCUGUGCCUGGUGCUGACCGUUGUGCUGCUCUACGUCAGCUUCUGCAGCCGGGGGCCAUACCAGGGCUGCAAGUACUCCCAGCAGGGUCUGCCCGAGUCGGGGGCCGCAGCCGAGAGGAAGAGGAGCUCCCACGUGGAGCUCAAGACCAUCUCCAGCCACUGUAAUGGCAGGCAGGAAAGCAAGCGCGGAUGCCGCUCCCUGUCGGUAUCCAACAUGGACGACAUGGGCGAUGGCUUCCUACAGAUCGUGCCCGCAGAAGGAUCUCCAGGGAAAUCGCCGCCCCCUCCCGCUCCGCCGCUCCCAAUGCCACCACCCCUGCCCUCCUCGGAGUACGCGUCGUCAGAGUACACCAAUGGGAUGUCGGCGACUCUACCCAGCGUCCUACGCAAGAUGAACGGCAACAGCUACGUGCUGCUGAGGCAGACGACGGACCCCGAGGGGAGCACGUCUCCCCUCUGCCACUCGUUCACCGAAGAGCUCAACCGCAUCCUGGAGAAGAGGAAGCACACGCAACUGGACCCCCAGGCGACAGACGAGAGCUCCGUCUAGCCCCACCCUGAGCUCUUUCCCUUUGAUCUGUUUAUUGGUUUAACCCAACUACAAAAGAGUGCCCCCAAGAGGCAGGGAGGUCUAGCUUGUAUUAUACUGCUUUAGUUUACCCAGUGCCAAAGCGACCUGUGGGAGUAUUCAUACCUAAAACCCAAUGUACAAUUUCCCGUGACUCGAGACAAGUGACCCACUCACAUAAUUUCACUAUUGAACAUUAGAGUAAAGAGGACUUUUUGACUUUUCCCUAACUGGAGCAGUCAUGGAUAUAGUCACAGUAUCCAUUUUGGACACACACUGUACUAGUGCAUGGACCCUUUGAUGGACUUUCAAGCAAAUACAUGAUACAUACACAAGUUAGUUACAAUCCUACCUCAGACCCUAUUGUGGAAGCUGGUCAAUUACGAUAAGGUUCAGUGCUGGUCUAGUCAGCUGACAUACUGACAGAGAGAGCGCUGUGAUGCAUCGUGGGACAAGGGACACAGACUCGCAAUGAGAGUCCAGGUCAUAUGACCAAUGAUCAUGAAGUAAGAUCGUAAUGAGUUCGACUGAGGAACUACUGAGUUUAGACAACGAUGGCUACUGUAGUUUAGUGCCAUACAGUGUACGUAUAUGAUGGCUCUUAAAGACCCAGGCCUACUGAACCUCACAAGAGAGCACAGAUGGUUGGACAAAUAAUACAUUUCAGUCAUAACUCAAUAACACACACUUAUCUUUGUUUUCUUUUGUUCUCAUGUAAAUAGCAAUUAUUUUUCUGUGGCAGCCAUCAGUAGCAACUUUGGAAAUAAUGGCAAUUGAAAUGAUAAUUUUUUGCAUCUUUGCGUUGUUAGCAUCUGACUGUGUCAGAGAGGUAAAACAGCAGUAUUAUAGAUAGACAGCAGGCUUCAUCUAAGGUUGGCCGGAUUAACACUAUCAUUGACGCAUGAAGACUAUCAUGAAGGACUGAUCUCUGGUCAGAUUGAUCAGAGAAGCUGAGUGAUGAUGAUGGUGAUGAUGAUGACGAAGAUGGUGGGACCUGAUUGCCAGAAAUGUGUGAGCCCAACAAGAGACCAGAAAGCAAAGAUAUACAAAGGGAUGGAGAAGCUGGUGAAUGGAAGAUGAAGUGUGUGAGGAACCCUGAUGAUCUGAGCCAGUGUCUGCUCAAGAUACACCAAAGGACAAUCAGUGUGUACAAUCUCCAUGGGCAGUAAACUUGGAUGCGGUUAUGGAUAUUGUACUGUACUUGCUACUUAUGGUCAAAUGGCAAACAUGCUGGCUGCUACACUCAAAACACACCUCCAGUAUACUGUAUACCUCCAGUACACACCUCCAGUAUACUGAAUGUCCUAAUAAACAUUUGGAACACUAAUUUCAACAAACAUACGCACUCACAUCAUACAGACAUGACAACAUUCAAGUCGAGGUUUAGACAUUAACUCUACGUCACCUACAGAAUAUAUUUGAGUGAACAAUGACUAAAAGACGCAUUUGCACUAUACCUCUUCUGAGGACUUAUUUGCUCUGUACAUAAGAAGAUUCAGUAUACCCUUGUAAAGUGUUACAUCCAUGUGCUACAUCCAUGUUAUGUGUUUUGUUGUUUUCUGGCUCGAUGUAGAAAUUACUAAUACUUUACAAUCUACACUGAACAAAAAUAUAAGCGAAACAUGUAAAGUGUUGGUCCCAUGUUUCAUGAGCUGAAAUAAAAAAU